AAAAUAAAACCACCUAGAACUUUUUAGGUGAGUCCUACAACCACUUCGAUUCACCUAAAAUGCGAUAAAAACACGAAAUAUCGUGAAACGUCAUAAGACAACCUUCCUGGAAAUGAUCAGUGGGAGUCUUCUCUAUUAAAAUUACUCAAAGCUCCUGUCGUUCUAAGUCCAUCUAAAGCUCAUGAAUGAGGUCUAAAGUAGCAGACGAUGGAGAAUCGGAAAGAUGCAUUUUUCAAAUUGACCACGCGCGACAUCAAAGUCGGAGAACCGCCAAAACGUCCGACGUUCUAGAACGAAGAAACUGCAACAUUUGAGUUGUAGAACGCGAUUAAACUCGACCACAGCUUCGAAUAGCGAGUCUCGUUUCCUCAGCAACUCCCUCAGCAUGAGCUCUGCACGACAGACCGAAGCUGGAUUUAUCCAGGAAUCCCAGAACACAGCUGACGUCAACGGUGCAGAUUCAGCGCUCUUCUACCUCUUCCAGGAAGUCUCCAAACUAGCGUCGCCCACUCAUAACAGCUGCUUGGAUUCAAAUCCAUCCUCCAAAUGGCUUAAGGACACAUCAAAGAGGUACAUUUUUAAUCAUAAAAAGGAAGAAGAGGAUGAGAAAUCACGCAAAGCCUCUAGUGGUCGUGUGGAGGAUUGUUUAGUAAUGGAAAAGGACGGCCUGGUGUACAACAAUGUCUCAACCCGGGACACACCACAGGAACGCAGCAGUCCGUGGAAGGUUCUGAACCUGAUCAACCUGCACUGUGAGAGACUCCUACAGAAAGAUGUUGAGCUGAACUCAACUUUAAGAUCUUCCACAAAAUCUUGCCACCUAAUGACCACAUUAGCUGUCUCAGAUGUACGUGAUGGAGUUCAGAGGAACAGCGUUCCUGUCGGAAGACAAGGGCUUGCAGCAUUUACCACUCCGGAUCUUAGGCUGAAGGGCUCAGGGGACCAUCGUGUACUCCAGAGCUAUGAUGAAGAUGAGGAGUGUGGUGUGCGUGUUCAGACCUCUGAGAAAACAGGCCCAGGUACCUCGAAGCUGCAAAAAGACAGUUCGUCUGAGUCUUUGCAGCCUCUGAGUAGAUACAGAGCAGAAUCCAGCAUUCACACAUCUUUAGUUUGGAGCCAGGAGGCUACCAGGGAAGAUCAUCUUGGUGUUCUACUUACUAAAAAGUCUUUACACGGAGGACAGAGCCCUGAUGCAUGCCCAAACACCCCGAUGACCUUUGGUUCAAACAGUAACGUGUGCACAGAUCAGUCAAACGCAAACAUGACCUUACCUACAUUUCUGCUCCCCGCACACUCUGAAACCUUCAGAUUUGACACUACAGACCGCUGCCGGGCACUUCUAGAGCAAGGUGACAAGUUCACCACAUCUAAACCUGGCUGUAGUAAAACUCUCACAGAGGAAAAGUCUCCUGCAGCCCACCACCUGAAAUCCUCAAGCUGUGAGCCUGCAACAUCGCCGUCGGACGUUUGGGUGUUGCAAACGGAUCUUCCUCCUGCCCACCAGCGUCGACCCAGGACUCGACGAAAACAACCCUGUCCCUCUCGCAGCGCAGACAUUCAGGACCCAGACUUCCAGGGAGUGACGUUCAGGAUAGACACAGAACUGGAUGGCACCAGAGGGCAGUCUCGGCUCCUCAUUACAUCCAAGUACAGCAAGGAGCUCUGCAAGAGGGUGCGAAAGCCAAAGCUGAGGACCAGAACUGCCCAGAAAUCUGUAAAGUCCACCAGCUCAGAAGAAGAUAACGACCUUGCAGCUAAUGCCAUGAGAGGCAAAGUGUGUGCGUCGUGCUGCACCAGGAAGACGCCCAUGUGGAGGGAUGCCGAGGACGGCACUCCGCUCUGCAACGCCUGUGGGAUAAGGUAUAAGAAGUACCGAGUGCGCUGUGUCAAGUGCUGGCACAUCCCCCGGAAAGAGAGCAACUCCAGCUCCAUCUGCUUCAAGUGUGGAAACUCGGUGAAAGUGUCCUCAGCUCAGAGGAAACAAAGCGCUUAGAGUGAAUGCUGGUUUGAGUUUGUGGGUUACCUGUUCAGAUAUUCUUACGGUUCAGUAGUGAUAAGAUUGUAAAAAGAAAAAGCAUGAUUUAAUAAGAAAUGUUCUAAAAUGUGAAACUUGGAUAUCUGCCACAGUUUUCCCUCGUUUGUUCGUGUUCCUUUUAUGCAUCUGUUGCACGUUUUCCUUUUGUCUUGGUGGAGAAAACAUCACAUGCAGAGCACCCAGAUGUUUUAGGAGAGCUGAAGUUCUUUUUUUUUUUUGGGGGGGGGGGGGGGGGGGGGGGGACAAAACAAAAACAAACACAUGGCACAAUUAUUGGAAGGUUUAGCCAGGAUUGUUGGAAUGUUUAUUUAAAACCGUGACCUGCGUGGGAAAGGUCAACAGUGACAGGCGUUUUUGUGCAGGCACCGUUACUAAUCUGACUCUAGAAACACCGUCUAAGGUCAGGUUUUAUCUGCACAAGUUUCUUUGUAUGUUGUGUUUUUGCAUUGAAUAACCAUUUUCCCUUCUGAAGGUAGACUUUGGUAUGUGUUCAUGGGCUUUUUUUUGUAAUACAUCCCAAAUGAAUCGUC
Molecule: messenger RNA, 2565 nt
Organism: Nothobranchius furzeri (turquoise killifish)
Lineage: Eukaryota; Metazoa; Chordata; Actinopteri; Cyprinodontiformes; Nothobranchiidae
Gene: zglp1
Product: zinc finger GATA like protein 1
Biological process (GO): spermatogenesis; oocyte development; regulation of transcription by RNA polymerase II
Cellular component (GO): nucleus
Molecular function (GO): zinc ion binding; sequence-specific DNA binding
Source: RefSeq, a predicted model, not a curated record